AUGGGUCAGAAAGAUAAAUUUGGUGGCCUCAAAUUUCAGUAUAAUUCAUCGCCUCCUGGAGAAGCAGAAGAAAUAAUGAAUGCAGUAUUGUCUGGUUUAGUAAAAACUGAGCAUAGUCAUCAUCACCAUCAUCAUACAGUACCGCAUAGCAGCGAGAGAGUUCCUUGUUCAACUACUACAAUGAUGGACGUUUCACAUAAUUACGUACACCAAUCAUCUAGAUAUCCCCCUUAUUCACCUUAUCAAGCACAAUAUUAUUACCCGCAGUCCCAAUCAGUCUCACCAACAUAUUACCCUCAACAUCCGCCAUUUUCCAGCAAUUAUCAAUCCACUUUAUCAUCACAUACACUUCCAUCAAUACCAUCAACUGUUUACCAGGUCCAAGGAGGGUCACCUCCAGAUAUAGACGGAAUCAGCGAUGAACAGCUUGAUAAAACUCUCAAAGAUCUCGGACUGUUGGAACCUAGCAGACCAAAGGUAGCUGGUACCACACCACCGUCUCAUAUCAACGUUCACCACCAACGACAUCAUUUACAGCCGUCCUCUUCAUGUCCAUCUCAUAGCAUGUGCAAAGAUAAUUUGCCUUAUGUUAAUAAUCAACUUGAUUAUUCCAACUUAACACCCCCAUAUGGUCGCAGGGAAUGA
Messenger RNA from Lottia gigantea (owl limpet), 645 nucleotides. RefSeq lists its product as hypothetical. Bases 1 to 645 code for a protein of 214 amino acids. NCBI's taxonomy places the organism in Eukaryota, Metazoa, Mollusca, Gastropoda, Lottiidae. The record is from RefSeq and is a predicted model, not a curated record. The transcript is spliced from 4 exons.